GCAAUACAAUAUGAUGAAGAUGAAGAUGCUUGUUUGCCUUUGAAAACCUGUUUAUUGUAAAGUCAUUGUAAGGUCUCAGCUUAAUGACAGCAUGACAUGCAUGUUAUUAUCAAGAUGUCAGUCUAUAAUCAGUUUAACACAUCAAUGAACAGAAGUGUCAGUUUCAUUUGGAUUAUUUAUGCAAGAAUGAAAAGCAAACCUGCUACAUUCCCCGAGUCGGUUUCAAAGAAACUAGGCGGUUACCUCCGCCGUAAUUUCCAGUCCUGUUUAAAAUGCACUGUAUCAAUAAAUGAGACAUCACCAGCUUGUGUCAGUUCCUACACACGCCUUCUCAUCAAAUGGCUUGAGGCUGAAUAAUUCUUGCUCAGUGGCACUGUGACAGGAAGCUGCCCAUGAUGUGUGGGGAUGGUAGGGCUGUAGAAAGACAGGCGGCAGGUGGUUUGGCACAGGCCUCAAUCCAAGCAUUCCCACUCGCACGCCAUUCAUAGAAUUUGUAUUAGUCAUUACAAGGGAUAACAGGGUCAUGGCUAAAGCCUAUAAUUGGUGCUACCUGCUCCAUAAGUGUUUCUGAACUAUUUGGAAUUCGUCCCAGUUGUGGCACAUGCAGACAGGUCUGUAGAUGUAAACCCUGUCAAGUUUAUCCUUAACUGUUAAACUGGUCACCUUGAUUUAAACAUACAAAUACUAGGUGUUGUGACCACAAAGCUUUUAAAAGUCUUUCAUGUGAGAGUGUGAUAUAAAUAGAGGCUUUCUUUGGCUACAAGUGCUGCUUCCUCUCUCUUUUUGUGCACAGUGUACUCAGACUACAGCAAGCCCAGUACAGCUCCUUCAGUCCUUCAGCCAGAUUUACGGACCCUAGUUGUACAACUCGAAUACUUCCCAGGGCACAGGAACAACAGAUGGACUGUCACCCCUCCUCCAUCCUUGGCAUCUUAACUGUACAGUAUAAAGCUCAAAGUUUGGGCUUAGGCUAGUCAUUUGCUAGUGGAGAAUAAGACUGGAAGAACAAGAGAAGAAAUCAUAUUAAGUGAAGAACUGGAACUAUAGAGUCAAUGAUGACGGCUCAGAAAACUCAGGACACUGCAACAAAAUAUCAGGAGCACCUGAAAAGACAAAGAGACAUUCUGGUUUUCCGAAUGAAGAAGCUUUCAUCAAAACAAUCUGACUUCACUAGCAAGGCUGCAGCUCAAAAAGAGAAGUUUAAGAAAAAAUAUGAUGACAUGAAGAGGGUUUUGGACGAGGAUCUAAGAAUUACACUGAGCCAGCUGGAUAUUGAGACAGAGGCCAUGGAGAGAACUGUUGAGGACAGUAUUGAGAAGUGCUAUCACCUCACGCAAGAAAUCGAUCAGCAGCUUGGUGAACUGUCUGCACAGAUGGAGAAAGAUCAACGUCAGGUUCAAGAGAAGAUGUCAGAGAUGGAGGAAAGGAUAAUAGAGACUCUGAAGAAGACAGAUCCUGAGUUCAUUCAGAUGGAUGAAUUUAAGAAUGAACAGCUGCUCGGCUUAACCAUCAAUCUGCUGCUGUUCAUACGCUCUCAGGUUCCUGUCACCAAGAAACUCUUCCAAAGCUAUGCACAAAAAGUUGUUCUGGAUCCUGACUCUGCUCACCCAAAGCUUAUUAUUUCCCCUGAGGGUGACUCAGUCACUUACACUGAUACCUGGCAGGACGUUUCUGAAAACACCUCUCGAUUUGACAACACCCUGAAUGUGAUUAGCAGGAAGGGCUUCACAGAUGUUCGCAACUACUGGGAGGUUCAGGUUACUGGUAAGACAUACUGGGAACUAGGGCUCACAUACCCCAACAUCUCUAGGAAGGGUCGAGAGGAGGACUGCUGGUUGGGCCGGGGCCCGACGUCCUGGUGCAUUGAAUAUUUCAAUGGUGACUACACGGCCUGGCACAAUGGCGUUCCCCAAAAGCUUACCCAUGUAAAUGGGAUAACUUUUCAGCGCAUUGGCAUAUUCUCCAGCUCAGAAGGAGGUUUGGUUUGCUUUUUGGGGGCUGACACCAUGACGCCCCUGUACAGUUUUUGUGCAGGAACCUUCACAGACUCACUCUACCAGGCUGUCUGUCCUGGUCACGACAACCAGGAGACCAACAGGAAACCACUGCUUAUAUGCGAUGCUUCGAAAUCCACCCCAUUCUUGUAAUGGAAACCAACGAGGGUUGGGGUCUAAUUCAUUUAUUCAGUAAGGAUGCAUUAAAUUGAUUAAAAGUGACAGAAAAGAUAUUCAUAAUGUUACACAAGAUUUUUCUUGUGUAAAAAAAGAAUUCUGUUUUCUUUUCUAGUCCUGAAUAAAUAUGCCAUGGUUUUCAUGAAAUAUUAAGCAGCACAACUUUUUUCAACAUUGAUAAUAAUAGUAAGAAAUAUUCCUUCAGCAUCAAAUCAGCAUACUAUAAUGAUUUCUAAAAGGGACAUUGGACACUAAUAUCUACUGAAAGCUUUACCAACAUAGGGAUUAAUUACAAAUAAAUCAACGUUUUGUAAAUUGUAGUUUUCAAAAACAAUUUAAAAUCUUAACAAACCUAAACUUCUGACAGUAGUCUGUAAAUGCUUUGAAAAAAGGCAGAUUUCAAUAAAGUCUUUUAAUACACUAAAAAAAGGCUUACAAAGGCAUUCAUUUGAAUUAAAGUCAUUUGAACAAAAAUCAGCCCCACUUUAUACGAUGUAAUGUUUUCACAAUCUUAACCAUUUUUUCAGGGCAUCUGUGCAA
Messenger RNA from Carassius carassius (crucian carp), 2711 nucleotides. RefSeq names its product E3 ubiquitin-protein ligase TRIM21. The record is from RefSeq and is a predicted model, not a curated record. The transcript has 6 exons. Gene Ontology annotation, molecular function: protein binding. NCBI's taxonomy places the organism in Eukaryota, Metazoa, Chordata, Actinopteri, Cypriniformes, Cyprinidae. The coding region runs from base 1053 to 2147 and encodes 364 amino acids.